AUGACUCUGGAAAUCGAAGCUCGAGACGUUAUUAAGAUUGUGCUCCAAUUUUGCAAAGAAAAUUCGUUGCACCAAACGUUUCAAACUUUACAAAACGAGUGUCAGGUUUCUCUGAACACUGUAGACAGCAUCGAAACGUUUGUUGCUGAUAUCAACAGUGGAAGGUGGGAUGCGAUAUUGCCUCAAGUGGCUCAACUUAAGCUCCCAAGGAAUAAAUUAGAGGAUUUGUAUGAGCAGAUUGUAUUAGAAAUGAUUGAACUACGAGAGUUGGACACUGCACGUGCUAUUUUGAGGCAAACACAGGCAAUGGGGGUCAUGAAGCAAGAGCAACCUGAAAGAUACUUGAGGCUUGAGCAUCUCCUUGUAAGAACUUAUUUUGAUCCAAAUGAGGCUUACCAGGACUCAACAAAAGAGAAACGGCGUGCACAGAUUGCCCAAGCCAUUGUUGCAGAAGUGAGUGUUGUGCCACCUUCACGUUUAAUGGCUUUGAUUGGUCAGGCUUUAAAAUGGCAGCAACAUCAAGGUUUGCUUCCUCCAGGAACACAGUUUGACUUAUUUAGAGGAACAGCUGCUAUGAAACAAGACAUAGAUGACAUGCAUCCAACAACCCUAUCACAUACAAUCAAAUUUGGGAAAAAAUGUCAUGCAGAAUGUGCUCGGUUCUCACCAGAUGGGCAGUUUCUUGUUUCUUCUUCUGUUGAUGGAUUUAUUGAGGUCUGGGAUUAUAUAAGCGGGAAGCUCAAGAAGGAUCUUCAAUACCAGGCUGAUGAAACUUUCAUGAUGCAUGAUGAUCCUGUCCUUUGUGUUGAUUUUAGCAGAGAUUCAGAGAUGAUUGCAUCAGGGUCACAAGAUGGAAAGAUUAAGGUUUGGCGCAUAAGGACAGGUCAAUGCUUGCGCCGUCUUGAACGAGCACACUCUCAAGGUGUGACAAGUCUUGUCUUCUCUCGUGAUGGAAGCCAGUUACUAAGUACAUCUUUUGAUAGUACUGCAAGAAUCCAUGGAUUGAAAUCUGGAAAGUUGCUGAAAGAAUUUCGUGGCCAUUCAUCUUAUGUGAAUGAUGCCAUUUUUACAGCGGAUGGAAGUCGUGUUAUUACUGCCUCCAGUGACUGCACCGUGAAGGUCUGGGAUGUAAAAACAACAGACUGCCUACAAACAUUUAAGCCACCACCUACUUUAAGGGGUGGUGAUGCAUCAGUGAAUUCAGUUCAUCUUUUCCCCAAAAACACAGAUCAUAUUAUUGUAUGCAAUAAGACAUCAUCAAUAUAUAUCAUGACACUUCAAGGACAGGUUGUGAAAAGCUUCUCAUCUGGUAAAAAGGAGGGUGGGGAUUUUGUUGCUGCCUGUGUCUCACCAAAAGGUGAAUGGAUAUACUGUGUAGGCGAGGACAGGAAUAUGUACUGCUUCAGCUACCAAACUGGAAAACUAGAGCAUCUAAUGACGGUCCACGAAAAGGAUGUAAUAGGUAUUACACAUCAUCCUCACAGGAAUCUUGUUGCUACAUAUGCUGAAGAUUGCACCAUGAAAUUAUGGAAGUCUUAAAUUCAAUCUCUGUUAUUUCGUUUCAUUUCGGUUGUUUUUUUUUUUAGAAAAUUUAGCUUUUGAUGUGUUAUGUAUGUUACCGGUUGUGUGGAGAGAACCAAAAAUGUUUCAUUGAUGGUUUCAGUAACUAACUAUUUAGAUACAAAUUAUAAUACACUUGCCCAUAGUUUUAUCCUCUGAACUUGUCAAUUUUAUAUGAUCUUUAGCUGGACAGCUGCUUUCUGAUGUUAAUGGCUUGAGCACCUGCAUAACUCAAUGUGGGAAAAUUUCACUUAC
This is a messenger RNA of Durio zibethinus, 1815 nucleotides long. It is a transcript of the gene SMU1, whose product is annotated as transducin family protein / WD-40 repeat family protein. Gene Ontology annotation, molecular function: protein binding. The record is from RefSeq and is a predicted model, not a curated record. NCBI's taxonomy places the organism in Eukaryota, Viridiplantae, Streptophyta, Magnoliopsida, Malvales, Malvaceae. Gene Ontology annotation, biological process: mRNA splicing, via spliceosome.